This is a messenger RNA of Osmerus eperlanus (European smelt), 1322 nucleotides long. It is a transcript of the gene ift22, whose product is annotated as intraflagellar transport 22 homolog (Chlamydomonas). Gene Ontology annotation, cellular component: endomembrane system. The record is from RefSeq and is a predicted model, not a curated record. Bases 323 to 877 code for a protein of 184 amino acids. NCBI's taxonomy places the organism in Eukaryota, Metazoa, Chordata, Actinopteri, Osmeriformes, Osmeridae. Gene Ontology annotation, biological process: intracellular protein transport. The transcript is spliced from 5 exons. Gene Ontology annotation, molecular function: GTPase activity.
ACACGCACAUAAACCCAUCUAGCAAUCUAGCAAAGCAGGGAAAAUAUUUACUUUGCGCUUUCAACAAGCUAGCAAAGGCUAUUCAAACUUAUGCAAAUCCAAAUGUAUGUAAAUAUAUAACUAAUUCGCAGCGCUAAACUACAGUCCUGCUAGCUACACUUUAGCUAGCUAGCGUUGAGACGGUACUCGUCUAGAGAGUACAAACUACAGCUACUGUAGCUAAGACAAGCUACAGACAGUAGGCUACGCUAAGGAACCUGCUAGCUAGCUACAUCCAUAAACACGCAUGUUUAUCCACACAAAAUAAAUCAGCAACGUGACAAUGUUCAAGGCGAAAAUUAUUGUAAUUGGGCCGAGUGAGAGUGGAAAAACGGUAUUGUCCAACUUCCUUUCGGACACAGUGGAGACCAUUGGUGGAGAGUAUAAUCCCACUCAGGGGGUCAGGAUCCUGGAAUUUGAAUCACAAAAUGAAGGCAGUGACAAAUACUCCAGCUGUGAGGUGGAACUCUGGGACUGUGCUGGCGAUUUCAGGUUUGAAUCCUGCUGGCCAGCUUUGAUGAAAGACGCCAAUGGUGUGAUCAUCGUGUUUAAUCCAGAUGUGCCAAACCACUUAAAAGAGGUAGAGACAUGGUAUUCGAUGUUCAUUGCCUCUCAGGGGUUGCAGGACAACCAGUGUCUUCUGAUGGCUCACCACAAGCCUGGCAGUGGCGCAGAUAACAUACCACUAGCCUCAAAUUUAAACAGGAUAACACUCAUUCACUCUAACCUGGAAGAGGAGCCAGAGGACGUGAGGCAAGGCUUCCGAAAAUACUUAGAAGACGUCGUCCAUACGUUGUCAGAGAGCAGAGAACAAGAGGAGAUGUCAAUCAUUACCUAAUGUUGUGGCCAUAUAUGUAACACUGUAUGUAAGCCUCAAUUCUCCCAUUAGCUGGUCUUGGAAAUCUAAAGAAUUUCAAAACUAAUAACUACUAACAGGAUUGGCAUUGAUCAGUUGGGUAUUAGGUAAUUUUUGUACCUCUUUUUAGGGUGGAAUUUGCAACUUAAAAGCAAACAUGACAGUGAAUACACUACUUGUAUAAUGAAUAUGUUAAUUUAUUCUAAUAAAUUAUCAAAACAAAAUUACACAAAGCUGUACUUAAACAAUAGACAUUUAUUCAUUGAAUCCAUAGUUCGGAGCUGGAAGUUGAGAGCAUACAACACUCAGCAGAGCAAAAAGUGACAUGACAGUUCAUGAUUCAAACAUCGUAUCCAAUGAGACCUCCCUUCCCGAUGAUUUCUCCGAUGUAGAACCACAUCAGUACUUCAGUGGCAACCAGUCCAUU